Neurospora tetrasperma FGSC 2508 is the source of this 2454-nucleotide messenger RNA. Its product is annotated as RIP defective. Gene Ontology annotation, cellular component: nucleus. Gene Ontology annotation, molecular function: methyltransferase activity. The transcript has a single exon. The record is from RefSeq and is a predicted model, not a curated record. Bases 1 to 2454 code for a protein of 817 amino acids. NCBI's taxonomy places the organism in Eukaryota, Fungi, Ascomycota, Sordariomycetes, Sordariales, Sordariaceae.
AUGGCCGAGCAAAACCCCUUUAUUAUAGACGACGAAGACGAUGUCAUUCAAAUCCAUGAUGAAGAAGAGGUCGAGGGGGAAGUCGCUGAGGUUAUAGAUAUCACUGAAAACGAUAUCGAACUCUCUGAGCCCGACGGGGCCUUUCGAUCAGGACCCAAAGAGGAGACUUUACCUUCCUUUUCCUUGCGCGACCAGGGUUUCAUCGUACGACCAGGGAUGACCGUCGAAUUAAAGGCACCCAUCGGCAGAUUUGCGAUAAGCUUCGUCCGGGUUAAUUCGAUAGUAAGACUUCGGCAGGCUCACGUGAACAACGUUUCGAUAAGAGGCCACGGGUUCACGAGAGCCAAGGAGAUGAAUGGGAUGUUGCCAAAGCAACUCAACGAAUGCUGUUUAGUAGCAUCAGUUGAUACUCGCGACCCUCGGCCCUGGAGGGAACAGGCCAUUCUCGACAUCAACCCCGAGAACGUACUGACGACCAGAGAACUCCGUGUAACGAACGCCCCAUUUCCCCGGUACCGAGACGGAUCUGCAGAUAUGGCAAUCAAGAGACAACAGGUGAAGGACAUGGGCAUUUUGGUAUCCCGCUACAGCUAUGUCGAGUACCACCAGACCGAGAAACCUCGCGAAUGGUCAUUUCUUAGAGUGGAAGAAAAGGAAGCGGACGAGGGAUUUCGACUAUCCGACGACGUACUGGUGAAUGGCUGGCGCGGCAGUAAGGUUCCAGGAGGGUCGUUCCUACCCGCGGGACAGGAACAUGGACAUGGACAUGUUCACAAUGUUGACGAUCUUACAUCCACGCUUCCAUCACGUGGCCCAAAACAAGUGCCUUCCGAUCAGAAGUAUACGGCCGGUGAUACAUUUGCCGGAGCCGGUGGUGCUUCACGAGGAAUAACGGAUGCUGGAGUCCAUUUAGAGUUUUGCGUCGACAAUUGGGAGCACGCGGUGGCGUCGUUAAAUGCCAAUUUCCAGGGUCAAGAUACCACCAUUUACGACAUCGACAUGCAUAAUUUUAUUGUCGACAAAGAAAUUCGACAUCGCGUCGAUAUUUUACACCUGUCACCUCCCUGUCAAGUAUGGUCUCCGGCCCAUACACGACCCGGCCAGAAUGAUGAGAAGAAUCUCGCAAUCCUCUUCUCUUGCACCCAUUUGAUCGAAAAGAUCCGGCCUCGCCUCUUUACCGUCGAACAGACGUUCGGCAUUUUGCACCCUCGAUUCGAUAAUUUCUUUCAGAGCCUCGUCCAUGGAUUCACUGACCAUGGCUACUCUGUCCGAUGGAAGGUGGUGAACUUCUCUCACUACGGCCUACCUCAGCCUCGGAGGAGGUUGAUAAUGAUUGGUGCUGGUCCAGGGGAGAAGCUGCCCCCAUUUCCCUCGCCAACUCAUGGCAACGGUCUUAAGCCCGCAACCACAGCCCGGCAGGCUUUAGCAGCCAUUGAUGAGAGAAGGAGAUACCCUCUGCAUCAACCCUAUCUACAACCUUUCCCGACGCGCAAAGCGCCUUGGGACGGCGACAAGCCACUUCCCUAUACGGUCACAUGUGGUGCUGCCGAGAAUUACCACUGGUCUGGCUUGCGUCAGUUCACCCCCCAGGAGUAUGCCCUCUUGCAAGGCUUUCCGAUGCAUCACAAAUUCGCCGGAAGCUACAUCAAGAAACAGAUCGGAAAUGCAUUCCCGCCAAUCUUCGUGAAGUUGCUAUAUAAGCAUCUUGUCGUAUGCCUAGAUAAACGGGACAAUAUAAUCCGUCAGGCACAGGCACGCACCGAAGAGGCACCCUUUCAGACCCCGAGGAAACUUGGAAAUGUCGGGCGCAAUGAGGAGGACGAUGGGGAGGUUACCUUUUUGAGCAGCCGGAAACGACGCCGCCAAUUCGCUGUCGUCGAAUUGAUUGAUAACAAUAACAGCAAUUCCAGCCGAAGCAAAAGGGCGCGGUUGGUAGGAAACACAUCCCCCUGUCAACAACCGGCAGCAGCUCAAGCAAAGCAAAAGACGGUCAUCGAUCUGGAUGAGGACAUUUCCAACCUAGAUUUGGACCAAGAUCGAGACGAUGGCAGAUCCGACACCGCAACCAUACGUGAGUCCUCAGUAGAGGUAGACUCGCCGCGAGUGUCACCAGUACGACGACAUCCGGCACCACCUUCACAUCUACUAGGCCCCGGCCCAAACCCAAUUCGAGGAGGCCCAAGUACUUGUACAAGGACAGGUUCAAAGGCCAGUUCCUCCCAACAACAAACUCACAACAUGCAAGGAGAAACAGUCCGGAGAAAGCUGUUCUUCACAGCCCCACCACCCAGAACAGAACCCUUUAGCUCACCCAGCUCGACAAGCUCCACGAGUGCCACUACAACUUCAUCAGCGGAAUCGUCCAACGGCUCGAGUUCUUCGAGUCCCGUAGUAAAGAAGGAAAACCAAAAGGGGACCAGGAAGGAGCCAAUGGAGCUUUUCGACGACGACUAA